This is a messenger RNA of Anopheles marshallii, 603 nucleotides long. RefSeq lists its product as uncharacterized. The record is from RefSeq and is a predicted model, not a curated record. The transcript has 2 exons. Gene Ontology annotation, cellular component: membrane. The coding region runs from base 1 to 603 and encodes 200 amino acids. Gene Ontology annotation, biological process: tissue regeneration; cell adhesion. Lineage: Eukaryota; Metazoa; Arthropoda; Insecta; Diptera; Culicidae.
AUGACCAGGCCCGAACCGUCCAGCCGCAGCAGCCCCACGCGCGGUGAGCGUAUAACGCGCUUCGAUAAACCACAUCACCACGUCGAACAUGCUGGCAAUCGGGGCGUGCGCAUCUUCACCGGCAGUGAGAAGCAGUCGAAAGUGUUCUGCAAUCCGGUGAUCUUCAAUCAGGAAGCAACCCGGAUCCAACCGUACCAGGAGAACGAUUGGGACAACAAUGAAACGACACCGAACUAUGUGGCGGAUCGCAUUGCAAACGGUUCGGAUCGGAAUAGGGACGCCGGUGGUUACGAUGUCAGACGAUCGGUGUUGGAAAAUGCGCUUAACAUUGCGUUUCUGGCAGCCAACUCGAAUCAGCUGCGUCUGCUCAGCACGUCCAACACGGACCGGCAGUUAACGUCCACCUAUCUGGCCAUCUUCGCCCUGCUGGUAGUGUCGCUGAUACUGCAAAUUCUCAACUGUGUCGCCAUGCUGAUGAUGUCGACGUACACCAGUCAGCGUUGGCCACUGCUGCGAACCCUGGCCUGCAUUGCUGCCACCGUAAUUGCGCUGUUGAAUCUAGCCGUCGUAACCAUGCUGAAUGUUUUGCUUGAAACGGACUAA